CCGAAGCCAGCGUGUGUGGUAGCAGGCUGGGCAGUUACCAUAUUUAAACAAGAGGAAUAACAAGGGAAACAGGAGAAUUAGUAAGGAAAACAGAAGAGAUUUUUUGAAUAAGUUGAAGGGGCUUCAAUAGACAAGUGCAGGAUCCCACAAAUCAUAAGUGAUUGAAAUAUUGAAACUUGAAAAAGAGGAGAAUUCAAUUUAAGUUUAAAGACGAAAUACUUUCUUAUUUCUUAAUUUACAUGUAAUGUCUGAUGAAAGUAAUUAAAUUAGAAAACAGACAGCGAAAUAUAACAAAAGUAUAUAUUUGGAAAAUAUAUACAUACUUUUACCUCUAGCUCAUAAAAAGGGGACUUGUUAUUAAGUAUCAAUAUGUCAUACUUGCUGUCAUGCUGCAUCUACGUCUGGCUAAUUUUGUUACCUGUAAGGACAAGUGCACUGAAUGAAGAAAUCGAGGUAUUGGUCUUAUUGCCAAAAAACAACUCUUACAUAUUCUCAAUGCCAAGAGUUAGACCAGCUAUAGAGUAUGCAAGGAUGAGACUGAGUGCAGAUCUCUAUCCAGGACUCAAUUUUACUGUACACUAUGACAAUUCCGACUGUGGCAAUGAAGCUCUCUUCAGCCUAGUAAGCCGGUCUUGCAUGAAGAAGCCCGACUUGAUCCUUGGUCCCGUCUGCGAGUACGCCGCAGCUCAGGUGGUCAGGAUGGCAUCGCACUGGAACAUCCCGGUGAUCUCGGCAGGUGCCUUGGCCACCGGCUUCAGCCACAAAGAGAAGGAAUACUCGCAUCUGACCAGAAUUGCUCCCUCUUACCUGAAAAUGGGCGAGACGUUCUCCGCUCUGUUCGAGCACUUCGGCUGGAAUAAAGUGCUUCUGAUCUUCGAAGACGACAGUGAAGAGCGGAACUGCUACUUCACAAUCGAGGGAGUCCACAGCAGUCUACACGUGGAGGGUUACAAAGUAGACAGUGUUGUCAUUCACAAAGACCACAGAGUGGAAACCGAUGAGAUCAUCAAGGACAUCUACAAAACUGAAGCAGUUGUAGUAAUGUGCGCGGGGGGCGAUACUGUUCGAGACAUCAUGCUGGCCGCCCAUCGAAGGAGACUGACCAGUGGCGGCUACAUCUUCUUCAACAUCGAGCUCUUCAACUCCUCAUCUUAUGGCAACGGAUCCUGGAGAAGAGGAGACAAAUAUGAUGCGGAAGCCAAGCUAGCCUACUCCGCUCUCAACGUGGUGACGCUAAUGAGGACUGCAAAGGCGGAGUUUGAGACGUUCACCACAGAGGUCAAGAAGUCCAUCCAAAGAGCAGGGAUCGGGCCAGACAGUGCUAAUGUAAACAUGUUUAUGGAGGGCUUCCAUGACGCAUUGUUGCUGUACGCGCUGGCCCUUCACGAAGUGGUGAAAAACGGCUUCAGCAAGAAGGACGGGGUACAAAUAACUCAGAGCAUGCGGAACAGAACCUUUGAAGGGAUUGCGGGCCAGGUGUCCAUAGAUGAAAACGGGGACAGGAACGGGGAUUUCUCUGUAAUGGCCAUGACGGACACGCAGUCAGGCACCUAUGAGGCUGUUUUCAAUUACUUUGGUGUCAACCAGAGUUUCCAGGAAAUUCCCGGGUUCAACACGGACCGCUUCACCCUGCGAGAGAGACCACGGCCUCCAAGUCCAGAGCAGCCGGACCAAUCAUCAGGUGGACUAGGGGUAUCUGCAGUCACUGGGAUCAUCGUUGGAGCUCUUCUGGGAACUGCACUGUUAAUGGCAUUCUACUUUUUCAGAAAGAACUACAGAAUAACCAUCGAGCGACGGACUCAGCGGGAGGAGUGCGACAUCGGGAAGCACCGCCAGUUGCGGGAGGACUCCAUUAGGUCGAACUUCUCGGCGGCGUAGAGAGAGAGAGAGAGAGAGAGAGAGCGAGCGAGCGCGCUGGAGGACCGUCAACGUUCCCGUUCCAGGGAAGUGUGUCGCGGAACGUGACCAAAGACUCUGCAAGGCUGUCAAAGGACUCCUUUUUAUUUAAAGACAUGCUGUAGUGUUGUUGUUUUUUUUUUUUUUUAAAUAUCCAUUUUUUGACUUUCAUAAACUCAGGAAAGUUGUAUCAAUCACGCGGUGCCACUGCCACGGCAUUUCAUCUCUGUAGAAAAAACAGACCUACACAGGAUGUAUUUCAAAAUUGUAGAAUUUUUUUUUUCUAUUUUUUGUUUUGCAGAAGGCCAGUAUUGAGGCUACAGGAAGCAAUGGCUUCUUAAUUAUGCAUAAAAUUAUGUCUGGAAAAGCCUCACUAUUCCAGUGAAUAGGAAAUUUGAAAUUCAUUGUAAAUUCAUAAUAGAACGCUCAUUGGAUUUGUGGGAAUAAAUACACUAUGCGUUAGCCUGAAACCGUUUUUCUUUCUUCCAGAUAUUUCGCACAUCUAUUAAUGCCAAGGAAUGUGACUUGAGAUAAAUAGAUGAUAAUAAUGGAAUAUAUCCAAGGACUGAUGAUAAUGGAUGAUAAGGGAUGAUAAUGUGCACACCAAGGACUGUUACCGACAGUAAAUACGAAGGACGAGGCUGAGAUAGCCUCUUUAUCUUCUGUUGGCGUGUAGUAUAUCUAUACACUCUCACACAAAUGGCUUAUUUAUUGUGUAUAUAGUUGUAGUGCUUCAUGCAGUAAUACAACAUGGCCAUGAUCUUCAAAAUUAUGUAGGGUUUUUAAAUUACUAUCUUGAAGCCUUCUCUAGAUGCCUUUUGCUGAACACAAGCUAAAGGAAAUUGAAAUUUUGCAGCACAUUCUGAAGUCUUUUUAACGGCACCAAAUCUAAAUAACAUGCCCUUAGAAAGGGGAAGAGAAUGUUGUAAAGAGGCACAUAACAGAUCUGGAUAAAUGACGAUUUCAGAUUUCAGAAACCUUCAGAUGUGUCUUUGAAACGUACGAUUUUUAAUUUUGAAAGAAAUAAAAAUGAAAACAUACUUGGUAACUCAGUCCUACAUGUUCCCAAAAAGCUUUUCCUUCUCCCCUUUUCCGAAUAUAUUUAAGUGUAUGUAGAUAAGCUACCUUUGCUUUAUGUUAGGAAGCCAAAAGACAAGUAAAAACAUGAAAUUCUUCUUCAGUAUCAAAUGAUAUAAAAAAUUGAAUGGCCCAGCAACAGUGCUAUUUACAUUAUGUUGAGUAAAAAUAUAAUUAUUUUAUGCAUAAAUCAUAUACAGUUGUAAAUGUCAAUCUCCCUUUUUGUCCAGGCAAUGUAAAAUUACAGUACAUCUGUUUUCAGGUGUUUUCAGGUAAUAUUCUAGUGAAAAGAUUUGAGAAGAAACGACAUAUUAUUCUGUAAUUUUGUACAUAAUUGAGAUUGCUUCAUAUAUUUACCACCUUUAAAUGGUAUUUUGAAAGAAUUCAGUAGUAAGCUGUACAUUUGUGAGAAAUAAACAAAUACACAACAUUCUGCUCAGUUUCUAGUGAGCUAAAUAACUCAGUUUCACUGCAAAAGCUGUUCUGUUAAUCUAUCCGUUAUGGAUACUAAUAACCUCUCUGUUUAACAUUUUGCAUCCACGUGUAAUAUGCUACAUGUUUAGGGCCUUAUGUUUUCAACAUUGUGUCGAUACAUUUUCUACAUAGAUAUAUAUAUAUAUAUAUAUAUAUAUAUAUAUACAGUGGGUGCAGAACAUAUAAAGUGAAUUUCUUAGCAAAUAUUAAAAAGUGAAAAUGCAAUCUCUAACAUCUGAGACAUGUAAAUUAUUGACAAAUGCGUGUGCAUUCUGAUGAAUAUAAAAAAAUUAUCUGAUCAAGAGUGCGGAGUUUUCAAUAAAAGACAUCAAUUAGGUAAAAUUCUCUGUGUUAAUUUAAACAAGAAAGAUACUUUCUAUCAAACACAUUUGUUACCCAAAAGCUUGAGUGUAUUUCAACACAGAAGUCUGUGUUCUGUUUCGAUCACAAGGUUCUCCUGUGUAUAUUGUUAGUUUUCCCACUUUUUUAAUGCCAGAACAUACGAAUGCCAAAAAAUGCACCUUGUUCAAGGAAAGCUGAAAAACGCUGAACUGGAAUUUACGUCUGAAGUUUUCAGGAUUGCAACAGAUAAGGCAAACAUUGUAAUAUUAGAUACCUUGAUGACUGAUGGAACGUAUCACCAAAUUCUAGCUACAGGAAACAAAACAAAGAACUCAUUUUAAUAAGAAAUAUGUAUCAACUGAUGGUAAUGUAAGGUAAUGUAAUCAUAACAGGAAUAUUGUACUCUUGGACAGUUUCCACGUGUACCAUCAAAUCAUUUCCAUUAAAUAUUUUUUACUGAGGGAACCUAUUUGUUAAGUGCCAGAAUAAGUCUAGGCUCAUUUCGUUCAGACGUUUAAUUUUUGGCUGAUACAUUUUAUGCUUUAGAGGCGUUUUUAUGGGAAAAAUGUACUGUCAGUUGGAAAAAAAUAAUAUGAAAAAUCCAUACUCACCUGCCAAAAAAUGACCUGGCAAGAUUGAAGUCAGAGCAAACACAGAGAGGCAGUCAUGGCAUGCCUUACAUAAGGUAAAUACAUUUACAGAAAGCUAGCCAUUUUUCUCUGGGAUGGCAUUUUAGAAUUGAAAAUGUGCCCAGAGCCUAGGGGUCCAAAUGAUAUAAUGGGGAUUAAAAUUCAAACAACAUUAUCUAAAUCAUUUACUCUGAGACCAGCUACUUAAAGAAAAUAGGCAGUUUGGUGGGGCAAAAAAUCUGGGCUUGAUUCCACAGAGCUUUUUAAUUACUUGAUUCAAAACAGUUAAGUAAGGUAACCUUUUAGAUGCAUGCUUAAUCCACUUCAGCUGAGCAAUGUAGCAAAGUGCUUGGAACAGAGUGUUUCUCCAUAGUCAUUGCUCUGCUUUUCUUGUCCAGGAAACACAAUCCUACUUUCAAAUUAAAAUGGCAUCCAAGAUAAGAUUUUAAACAAUGCUCAUUUUCAUUUUACCCGGUGUGCUGUUAUUCAUGAGGGAUUUAUUUUGUUUCAGUCAUUUUAUGAGGCUUGUCACUUACGACUUCAACUAUGUCACAAGCACGAUAUCGUAUGCAUGUUUAUAAGGAGACCCAGUGUCAGAGUGAAAUGCUGUGUGUGUCUUAAAGCGCUGCGUUUAUGCAGGGUUUGAACUCUGUUAAAUGCACAGUUAUCUGUAGGCAUGCUCGGCUAGCGCCAGCCCACUUCCCAUUCUGUGACCGUCUGGAGCCGUUCCAUGUUCUGGAAAGAGGACUCCAUCCAAUCCCCCCAGAGAUUUCCUCCUGUUUAUUGCAUUCAUCCAGUACUGUAAAUUAAGGGAAUGAAAUUGUUUGGAUAGGGCAUGCGUUUGAAGCGACAAUGGAGCUUUGAAUAUGUUUGAAUAUGUUAUUUUUAUUCUUCAUACAUACAUAAAGGCAGAAUUAUACGGAUAUUUCACCAGCUAAUGCGAUUGAUAACACAGAUAAGCUUUGAAAAGUAGUCUUUGAAAUGGAUGAGGUUCAUAUGUAUGUCAUAUGUCAUUGUUUCUUGUGGAAUCUGUUGGAUCGAGAUCCAUUAUAUCAUAAUAUAGGUUAAUUACUCACACAUGUUGUAACAUCUUGAAUGUAUAACAUGCACAAUUUAUUUUCACAGACAUCUCUAAAAAUGUGAAACUACAUGUAUGUGCAAAACAGUUAAGUCUGUAUGAUAUGUACACAUGGAAAUUUGAAGAUUUCAUAAGCUGGGGAUCAGGGUUUUAAAUAUAUGCUGGUCUUGGAAAUGUAGUGAUUAUUGUUGGGGCAGGGGGAUUUAGAUGAAAUUUCAAUACUGCACAAGCUAAUAGGUAAAAUGUACUGAUGUAAGUAGAAGUAUCUGCAUAUAAUGUGAUGUUAUUUAUUGAUACCUUAUUUUGUAGAAAUAUAAUACUGCUUACUGUAGAUUUAACCUCUUGCUUCUCUUGUGUAAAAUACUGUGUUCUAUUUCAAGAAGGCGAGUUAUUUCAAAACAUGUCUUUUCCAAGCAUCUGUUACUUCAUGAUUAUGUGUACAUGGCUUUGUAAACAUUUCCUGGCAACAUGUAAGUUAUUUAGAUUAUCAAGAUAUAUUGACCAAUAAAAAUUUUAAAUGUA
This is a messenger RNA of Anguilla rostrata (American eel), 6018 nucleotides long. RefSeq names its product natriuretic peptide receptor 3 (gene npr3). The record is from RefSeq and is a predicted model, not a curated record. Lineage: Eukaryota; Metazoa; Chordata; Actinopteri; Anguilliformes; Anguillidae. Gene Ontology annotation, biological process: signal transduction. The coding region runs from base 370 to 1878 and encodes 502 amino acids. Gene Ontology annotation, cellular component: membrane. Gene Ontology annotation, molecular function: peptide hormone binding; natriuretic peptide receptor activity. The transcript is spliced from 8 exons.